AAUUAUUUUGUAGAAAAAGCAUUUAAAAGCAUACCUAGUUCUUGACUUCUCUGGGACUCUGAGCAGAGCCAAAAGCCGAAAUACAGAAGCAGAAAGGAAAAAUAAUGAAAAAAGGGAACUCCAAAGCCAUGGGGAAUGCCUCCAUCAUUUGGGUUUGCCUUGGAUUCAAAGCAAUGAUUAGAUAAUUCGUCAAACCCCUUGUUGGAUUGGCGUCGAAUCGCAUCACCCGCAACAGCCAACCAUCUCUCUCUGUUUCUUUCUUCCCGAUCAGCCAUCAAUCAUCAAUCGUCAAUGGCGGCAGCAGGGGCCGUUGCCGGCGGCGGAGCUGCACAACAGGAGGCGUGGAAGGCACACGCUGCCAUGGCGCUGGUGCAGCUUUUCAAUGGCGGAUAUCAUGUCAUCACCAAAGUAGCUCUUAAUGUCGGUGUCAAUCAGCUGGUCUUCUGCGUCUUUCGCGAUCUCCUUGCCCUUUCAAUUCUUGCUCCGGUCGCCUAUGUCCGCGAAAAAAGGGUUCGCCUUCCCAUCAACAGACGGUUCCUCAUGUCAUUCUUCUUUCUUGGGUUAACUGGGAUAUUUGGCAACCAGCUUUUGUUUCUCAUUGGUCUUAGCUACACCAAUCCAACUUAUGCUGCUGCCAUUCAGCCUUCUAUCCCAGUCUUUACGUUUCUCUUGGCUGCAGUAAUGGGCACAGAACCAGUGAAUUUGCUUAGAACUGAAGGUCAGGUGAAGGUUGGAGGUACGGCUGUAUGUGUUUCCGGUGCUGUACUAAUGGUUCUGUUCCGGGGCCCAGCGUUGAUUGGAUCUAAGGAAUCAGAGUUCCUUGCAAAUGAAAUAAGUGCCAAGGGUCAACCAGAGCCUGCUGGAUGGUUAAUGUCAAGUUUUCUGGAGUUUGGACUUGAGCAUUGGCACCUUGGUGUAUUAUGCUUGAUAGGGAACUGUAUGUGCAUGGCAACUUACCUAGCCAUUCAGGCUCCACUUUUAACGAGGUAUCCAGCCAGCCUAUCAGUGACUGCAUAUUCAUACUUUUUUGGUGCUAUUUUUAUGGUAACAACAGCAUUCUUUAUGACCAGUGAGUCCACAGACUGGAGUUUGUCACAGUCAGAGCUUUUUGCGGUCUUCUAUGCUGGAAUUGUUGCAUCUGCCCUUAAUUAUGGGCUGCUGACAUGGUCUAAUAAGAUAUUGGGGCCUGCUUUGGUUGCUCUAUAUAAUCCACUUCAACCUGCGGCAUCUGCAUUCCUCUCAAGAAUUUUCCUUGGAAGCCCUAUUUAUUUGGGAAGCAUUUUGGGAGGAGCUCUAAUUAUCGCAGGACUUUACAUGGUGACUUGGGCAUCCUAUAGAGAAAGACGAUCUGUCAUGGGGAUUAUCCCUCAUGUAACUCGGGACUCCGAACCGCCCAUUCACAGAGACGCACCCCUCAACAAGAUUUCAUAGCAGAGGAAACAUUUUUUCAGGACCCUCAGCCUUAUUUGCCCAAGGUCCUGGAUUGAACAACACAGUGAAACCUAAUAGAAUUAUUUUAUGUUGUCUAGUUGGUAGUGAAUUUUGUCAACAUGGCACCAUGUAUAAUGACCUCUCUUCUCUCUCUCUCUCUCUCUUUCUCGGUGCUGUAAAAUUCUGGAAAUUGAGAAAAAAGAUUGCAUUAUAGUUGCUGUA
Malania oleifera is the source of this 1653-nucleotide messenger RNA. RefSeq names its product WAT1-related protein At4g19185-like. The transcript is spliced from 7 exons. NCBI's taxonomy places the organism in Eukaryota, Viridiplantae, Streptophyta, Magnoliopsida, Santalales, Ximeniaceae. Gene Ontology annotation, molecular function: transmembrane transporter activity. Gene Ontology annotation, cellular component: plasma membrane. The coding region runs from base 292 to 1431 and encodes 379 amino acids. The record is from RefSeq and is a predicted model, not a curated record.